UGAUGUUUAUUUGACAAUCAUUUGAUGGAAACAGUGAAUUACAUCCAAACUUCACUCUUGACAUAACUCAACUUUUGACUCCAGUGAUACAAAGCUAUAUCAAACAGUACUAAGUCACUACCAUUCAAGGUUUGUUAUAUUAAAAUGUUACAAUGUACCAGAAGCAGGAAACUAUACAUCAAAGAGUGACAACACAAAACGCUGAGUCAUGUCAUAACAAUACAAUGGCGCCAUCUACUUCUAACAGCAAAUGGGAUGCCUUCUUAUCGAGGCUGCAUAAAAAGCGAUAUAGUGUGGCUACUUUGGGGUGCAUUUUGUUUGUUGGACUUUACAUUUAUUUGCAAUGGUCUAUGAUCCAGUUUCUCAUUGGCUGGGAUUUCAAACUGCCGAUAGUUUGCGCCAACUGUUUUGAGCAUGAUGACUAUAAGUAUGUUAUUAACAACAAAGACGUUUGUACAGGAGAUGUGUACUUGCUGGUUGUAGUUGCUUCUGUACAUAUGGACAUUAGUGCUAGACAUACAAUACGCAAAACAUGGGGCAGUAAGAGGAGAAUUAACGGCAAGAAUAUACGGACUGUGUUCCACUUUGGCACCCACGAGAUCCAGUCUUAUAACGCUAUUGUGUACAAUGAAGCUAAGAUUGAGAAAGAUAUAAUCGUAUCGAGCUUCAAGGAAAACUUUGAGAACAUGACUGUCCAUUCAGUAAUGGGAAUAAAGUGGGCGACACAACAUUGCCCACAAGCUAAAUAUAUCAUAAAAGCUGACGAUGAAACAUUCCUUAACAUACCAAAUAUAGUGGAACAGCUGGAAAACUUAAACCAACCAAAGGAUCUCAUUGGAGGACGUUGUUUGAAGCAAAAUCGUGAUGAAAUCACAAGUAAAUAUAACCCUGGACGAUCAUUCCAUCAACGUGACUAUCCACAGUACUGUCAGGGACCGGCAUAUUUCAUGUCGCAAGAUGUCGCGGGGGAUAUAAUCACCAUAGCCUCAAGUAUACCUGUUAUUCCCCUAGAGGAUGUCUACAUCACAGGAUUGUGCCGAGCAAUUAUUCAAACUAAACCAAUAGACGUGAAGGGAUUCAUAAUCCCAGAAGAAAAGAAAACAUUGGCGAAAUGUGAUAAAAUUGACAGUCUUAGUAUCCCAGAUGUUGGGAUUGAAGAAAUGAAGGAACUGUGGGCACUAGUAGGGGAUGGCCAAGCAGUUACAGAGUGCCACACUAACUGGACACCUGUCCAAAUAUCAGGAGUCAUUCUUCUUGCUAUUUUGAUUACAGCAUUCAUUAUGGUGAAAUAUCGCAAGGCAUUUAGCACAUAUUGAGUCCUGUCUAUGUACAUUCAAUUUUAAGCUCAUUAAUUGUUGUUAUCUCAUUAGUUAACUCAUUAUGCUGAAAUCAUACUUGACUUUAUCUACACAAUAUCUAUCAACUGAUUAAUAUUUGUAUGAAGAACAUGUUUUUUAUAAUAAA
Messenger RNA from Owenia fusiformis, 1464 nucleotides. NCBI's taxonomy places the organism in Eukaryota, Metazoa, Annelida, Polychaeta, Sabellida, Oweniidae. The record is from the annotation of a GenBank genome assembly.